Messenger RNA from Populus trichocarpa (black cottonwood), 5170 nucleotides. RefSeq lists its product as uncharacterized. The record is from RefSeq and is a predicted model, not a curated record. Gene Ontology annotation, molecular function: nucleic acid binding; RNA-DNA hybrid ribonuclease activity. NCBI's taxonomy places the organism in Eukaryota, Viridiplantae, Streptophyta, Magnoliopsida, Malpighiales, Salicaceae. Gene Ontology annotation, biological process: DNA integration. The transcript is spliced from 3 exons. The coding region runs from base 17 to 5170 and encodes 1717 amino acids.
GGUGCUAAAAGUGACCAUGGCGAGGCUGUACGAGAUGUUGGUACAAUCUGGACAUAUAGAGAAACCAUCUGAACAUUACGUGAGGGAAAAUGAUUUUUGCCCAUUCCAUAAAAAGAAAGGGCAUCACAUUGAUGAAUGCAUUGAGUUUCAUCAAAAGGUUGCGAGAAUGCUGACUUUAGGAGAACUAAGGAUUGAGGCUGCAAGAGAUAAUGAAGAGAUCGAGAUGAUAGAAAAUCAGGGGAAAUGUAGAGUCCAAUCAACAGCUAAUGGGCUCUCAAAAUUGGUAUUAACUAAACCCUCAUAUGCAAACAAAGUAGACUAUGGAGUGAUGCCUGGAGAUUAUGGUUAUACCUCGAAUAUUGAAACUCCUUUACCGCUGUUCCGAACUGAGAUAAGUGGACUAACUCGGAGUGGUCGUUGUUUCACACCUGAAGAACUAGAGAAACAAAGAAAGGCUAAGGGCAAGGAGGUGUUGGACCUCGAUAAAGAGUUUGAGGUGAAUAAACCUGUGACUGAGGAAGAAACAAACGAGUUCUUGAAAUUGAUGAAGCAUAGUGAGUACUGUAUAGUGGAUCAGUUGAAGAAGACCCCUGCCAAGAUCUCCAUCAUGUCAUUAAUACUCAGUUCCGAGCCGCAUCGUAAUGCUUUGCAAAAAGUACUGAAUGAGGCCUACGUACCCCAAGAUAUUGAACAAAAGACUAUGGAGCAUCUAGUAGGGAGGAUCCAUGCUGCCAAUUACUUAUAUUUCACGGAAGAUGAACUUGACGCUGAAGGAACUGGACAUAACAAGCCCUUAUAUGUCACGGUCCGAUGCAAAGAUUGUCUCAUUGGUAAAGUUCUCAUCGAUAACGGCUCAGCCCUUAAUGUGUUACCAAGGCAUAUGCUGGAUGAAAUGCCAGUGGAUCCCUCACACAUGCAACCCAGUGUGAUGACGGCUAGAGCGUACGAUGGCUCACCGAGGCAAGUGAUAGGGACAAUUGAGGUCGAACUAGCUGUGGGUCCACAAGUCUUUCUAGUAACCCUUCAAGUGAUGGAUAUCCACCCUUCCUAUAGUAUGUUGUUAGGAAGGCCAUGGAUACAUUCUGCAGGAGCUGUCACCUCCUCGUUGCAUCAAUGUUUGAAGUACAUUGCCAAUGGCGUUCUGGUUACUGUUAAGGCUGAGGAGACUAUAUCAAUGGUAAGAAAUGUGGCGGUUCCAUUCAUUGAAGCUGAAGAUUGUAAGGAUGGAAACCUUCAUGCAUUUGAAGUUGUGAAUACCGAGUGGGUACCCGAGAACACUGUGGUGAGGAAACCAGAACUCUCAGAGGCCACCAAAAUGAGGUUUGGGCUUGGAUAUAAGCCCAAGAAAGAGGAUUACAAGCGAGUUGCUGGUGCAAGAAGGGAGACAAGAAUGGCUAGGAUUGAAGGAAGGAAGCCUGAAGAAGAAAGCCUAGUCAUCCCUCCAAUCAGGAUUUCUUUUCCAAAGGCCGCAUAUGUGAUGCAACCUGAUAAGGGACACGGAAACCUCUUUCAGAAGUUUUUUUCAAUGAACAUAAACACUCUGGAGGAAGACCAAGUCAAGAACAUUGCUGAGAAAAUUGAAUCUGGAAGAAAGGAUGAAGAGCUGCCACAAUUAACGAUCCGCCCUCGGGAAGAAGUCACCGACAUGACUUUCAUUCGAAAGCUAGCCGAAGGAGAGAAGUUCCAGAAUUGGGAGACCCAAGAAGCUCCAUUGGUUUUCAAAAUGAACCCUGAAAGCGGAUCCUCCACAACAACACCUGCACUUUACAUUGAGAAUGAAUGGCCAAACUUUAAAGAACACAUAGUAGCUGUAGAAGAUGAGGAAUGGGGGGAGAAAAACAUAGGGGAAUUCACGAAGUUAAUAGAACAGCAUGAACAGGCUUGGAGGCCCGCUAAAGAGGAACUUGAAACCAUAAAUGUGGGUAAUGAAGAAAUCAAGAGAGAGCUGAAAAUAGGGACUUUGAUCACCCCUGAAGAAAAGGAAGAAUUGAUUGCACUGCUCCGAGUUUACGUAGAUAUCUUUGCGUGGUCCUACGAGGAUAUGCCUGGUUUGGAUACGGAUAUCGUAGUACAUAGGAUACCACUGGUGGAAGGAUGUAAACCGAUUAAGCAGAAGUUGAGGAGAACUCAUCCGGAGGUCUUAAUCAAAGUAAAAGCAGAAAUUGAAAAACAAUGGAACGCUGGUUUUUUGGAGGUAGUCAAGUAUCCGCAAUGGGUGUCAAACAUAGUGGUGGUACCCAAAAAGGAAGGUAAAAUCAGAGUUUGUGUGGACUUUAGGGACGUAAACCGGGCUAGCCCUAAAGAUAAUUUCCCUCUACCACACAUAGAUAUGUUAGUUGAUAAUGCAGCACGCAGCUCCACAUAUUCCUUUAUGGAUGGAUUUUCGGGCUACAAUCAGAUAAAAAUGGCGCAAGAGGAUAAAGAGAAGACAACCUUUAUAACACCAUGGGGAACAUUUUGCUACAAAGUCAUGCCAUUUGGUUUAAAGAAUGCUGGGGCCACCUACCAAAGGGCUAUGGUGACUUUGUUUCAUGACAUGAUGCACAAAGAGAUUGAAGUAUAUGUCGAUGACAUGAUUGCUAAAUCUAGAGAGGGAGAGAAUCAUGUCCAAAUAUUGAAGAAAUUGUUUGAAAGACUAAGGAAAUAUAAGUUGAGACUUAAUCCGGCGAAGUGUUCGUUCGGGGUGAAAUCUGGGAAGUUGUUAGGAUUUGUGGUGAGUGACAAAGGGAUAGAAGUGGAUCCCGACAAAGUAAAGGCUAUUCAAUCUAUGCCACCUCCCAAGACUGAGAAGGAUGUGAGAGGUUUCUUAGGAAGGUUGAAUUACAUUGCUCGGUUUAUAUCCCAAUUAACCACGACUUGUGACCCGAUCUUUCGUUUGUUAAGAAAGAAGAACCCUGGAAUUUGGAAUAAAGAGUGCGAAGAGGCUUUUGAGAAAAUCAAGCAGUACUUGUUGAAUCCACCCCUGCUUGUUCCUCCUGUACCAGAAAGGCCAUUGAUAUUGUACCUAACAGUAACAGAAACAGCAAUGGGAUGUGUGCUUGGGCAACACGAUAAAACCAGAAGGAAGGAAAGGGCCAUUUAUUACUUAAGCAAGAAGUUCACGGAAUGUGAGUCUAGGUAUACUGUGAUUGAGAAGCUGUGUUGCGCACUGUCAUGGGCUGCAAAGAGAUUACGUCAGUAUAUGUUGUAUCACACUACGUGGUUAAUUUCCAAAUUAGACCCGUUGAGGUACAUUUGUGAAAAGCCCUACUUAUCAAGCCGAAUUGCAAGAUGGCAAGUUCUAUUGGCUGAGUAUGACAUAGUAUAUAUGACAAGGAAAGCUGUAAAAGGGAGUAUUAUUGCCGAUCACCUGGCUGACCAUGCUAUGGAAGAUUAUGAAUCAUUAGACUUUGAAUUUCCCGAUGAAGAUGUGCUUUCAAUCGAGGAAGAGAAAUCAAAUUGGUGGAUUAUGUACUUUGAUGGUGCUGUAAAUGUAUGUGGUAACGGAGCGGGUGCGGUGAUAAUCUCUCCUGAUAAGAAGCAGUAUCCGGUUUCAGUUAAGCUACAGUUCGGGUGCACCAACAACACGGCUGAGUAUGAAGCUUGCAUUCUCGGUUUAGAGGCUGCAUUGGAGCUAAACAUCAGAAAGAUAGAUGUGUAUGGAGACUCAAUGUUGAUCAUUUGCCAAGUAAAAGGAGAAUGGCAAACCAAGGAAGAGAAGUUAAGGCCUUACCAAGAAUAUUUGUCUAAACUGGCUGGAGAAUUUGAGGAAAUAGAGUUCACCCAUCUAGGAAGGGAAGGAAACCAGUUUGCAGAUGCUUUGGCUACACUAGCAUCUAUGGCCAAAAUAGACUUUGGGCACAAGGUACAACCAGUACACAUCAAUAUCAGAAAUAACCCAGCUCAUUGUUGCUCAGUCGAAAGAGAAGUGGAUGGAAACCCUUGGUACUAUGAUGUCAAGAAUUUCAUCCAAAACCAGACAUAUCCCAUGGGGGCAUCCAAAAUCGACAAGAAGACCUUGAGGAGGUUGGCAAUGGAUUUUUAUCUUGAUGGGGAGAUUUUGUAUAAGAAAUCAUUCGACGGGACUUUGUUGAGAUGUUUGGAUGAAUUUGAGGCAAAAAGCGCGUUGCGAGAAGUCCAUGAAGGGAUUUGCUCAACCCAUGCUAAUGGACAUGUGAUGGCUAGGAAGAUACAAAGAGCCGGCUACUUCUGGAUGACAUUAGAAAAGGAUUGCAUCGACUAUGUCCGAAAAUGUCAUAAGUGCCAAGUAUACAGUGACAAAAUCAACGCCCCUCCAACUCCUCUAUUUAACUUGACAUCUCCAUGGCCCUUCGCGAUGUGGGGAAUUGAUGUGAUUGGACCUGUAAACCCAAAAGCCAGCAAUGGUCAUAGGUUUAUUCUCGUGGCUAUCGACUACUUUACAAAAUGGGUAGAAGCCGGAUCAUUUGCUCAUGUGACGCAAAAAGUAGUGAAGAAAUUUAUUGAGAGAGAUUUGAUUUGUCGAUAUGGUCCACCAGAAAAGAUUAUCACUGAUAAUGCCCAGAAUUUCAAUGGCAAGAUGAUAAUAGAACUUUGCGCUAAAUGGAAAAUCAAGCAUUCCAACUCUUCGCCGUAUAGACCAAAGAUGAAUGGUGCGGUAGAAGCUGCUAACAAGAAUGUCAAAAAGAUUAUUCAGAAGAUGGUAGUCACCUAUAAGGAUUGGCAUGAGAUGUUGCCAUUUGCCCUUCAUGCGUAUCGCACUGCAGUCCGAACCUCAACAGGAGCCACCCCGUACACGUUGGUAUAUGGAAUGGAGGCGGUUAUGCCUUUAGAAGUGGAAAUCCCCUCAUUGAGAGUACUGGUAGACUCUGGGCUGGAAGAGGUAGAAUGGGUAAAAGUUAGAUAUGAACAGCUGAAUCUGAUCAGUGAAAAGAGGAUAGCCGCAAUCUGUCAUCAUCAACUUUACCAAAGAAGGAUGGCCAAAUCAUACGACAAAAAGGUUCGACCUCGAGGAUUCCACGAAGGAGAUCUUGUACUGAAGAAAAUAUUGCCGUUACCAGGAGAAGAUCAGAGUAAAUGGGCGCCGAACUAUGAGGGCCCUUACGUGGUGAAGAAAGCAUUCUCGGGAGGAGCUUUGCUGUUGUCUAGAAUGGACGGAGAAGAUCUAGUUAGGCCAGUGAAUUCUGACUCUGUAAGGAAAUAUUACGCUUGA